AUGGAUCGUGCACAUAUCAACGGGACAUUUCAGCCGGCUAGCGGCUACGACCAGCCGUUCGUCAACGACCAUGCAGAUGGAGCGGCCAGGAAUGACCUCGGCGGGCGUGGUGGCGACAUCGACCGUAGCACCGUCGAGCAAAUCGCCAUCAUUGGAAUGGGAAUGCGUCUUCCAGGCGGCGUCCAUGAUGCCAGUGGCUUCUGGGACCUUUUGGUGAACGGACGAAACGGACGUUGUGAAGUCCCUGCGAAUCGUUACGCCAUCGACGCGUGGUAUGGUCCUGGCCAGCCACUGCAUAUUGGCACCCGCUGGGGCAACUUCUUGCGAGACUACAACCCGGCCCAUAUUGAUACCAGUUUCUGGUCAAUGUCAAAGGAGGAGGCGGAGACAAUGGAUCCGGAGCAGCGGUUGUUGCUAGAGGUCGUGUACGAGGCCUUCGAAAGCUCUGGUAGACGCGACUUUCGAGGGGAUGAGGUUGGGGUGUACGUGGGCACGAUGGGCACUGAUUGGGAAAGAAUUGAGCAAAACGAUAACCUGAAUCUGGAACCUGUCCGUGCCGACAUCUAUGGCGAUUAUAUAUUGGCAAACCGUGUCUCGUACGAGUUCGAUCUCAAAGGUCCAAGCCAUGAGAAGCUGAUCAGACGAGCAUACGACGCAGCAGGUAUCGGGGAUCUCUCGACAGUUGCCAUGGUAGAGUGUCAUGGAACAGGGACAGCGGUCGGAGAUCCCAUCGAGAUCGAAGCAAUCGCUAACGUUUGGGGAGAACAUGGCAUUCAUAUAGGUUCGCGCUCAAUCGGUUAG
Molecule: messenger RNA, 801 nt
Organism: Phaeoacremonium minimum UCRPA7
Lineage: Eukaryota; Fungi; Ascomycota; Sordariomycetes; Togniniales; Togniniaceae
Product: putative polyketide synthase protein
Exons: 4
Coding region: 1-801 (266 amino acids)
Biological process (GO): fatty acid biosynthetic process; secondary metabolite biosynthetic process
Molecular function (GO): fatty acid synthase activity
Source: RefSeq, a predicted model, not a curated record